AAUGAACUCAAAAAAAAAAAAAAAAAAAUCCAGCGCCGGCAAAUGCCGCCGCCGCCACCACCUACGUUCCAGCCCUCCACCGGCUCGGCCAUCCACCGUCUCGCACGCGCUCUCCUCUCCGCCUCCAAACCCUCCCUCUCAUGGAGUCCCGCUAUUGAGCAACUUCUACGCUUCCGCCUCCUCCCAGCGGCGGCUCCCCUCACCCUUACCCCUCCCCUCGUCGCUGCCAUAAUCGACCCUUACCUCCUCCCCUACCAUACCCUAGCGUCCGGCCUUUUCCACUGGGCAGCACAGCAGCCCAACUUCUUUCACACCCCGGAGACCUACCACUCCCUCCUCAAGUCCCUCUCACUCUCCCGCCAUCCUCACUUGGUCCGGUCUCUCCUCAAGACGGCGAAAAGCCACAACGUCCCUCUCCUUUCUUCUUCAUAUCACCUCGCCAUCUCCUCGCUUUUGAAAUAUGGAAAGUCCAUCGAGGCUUCCGAACUGAUCGAAUCAGCCACAGAGGAACUGCCUACUUCCUUGUACAACUCCCUUCUUGCCGCACUGUCCUCGGAUGGGCUUAUUGAUGUCGCAAGAAAGGUGUUCGGAAGAAUGCUUAAGAGGAAUAUUAUUGUUAAUUAUGUAAGUUUUGGUGUUUUUAUAGGUAAAGUUUGUGACAUGGAAGGAUUAGAUGGGGUUUUGGGUAUGCUUGAUGGGGCUAAAGAGAUGGAUUUCGGAUUUAAUGGCUCGGUUAUUGCUUCUCUAAUCAUAAGUAGGCUCUGCCGGGCUGGGAAAAUUGAGGAUGCUUGCUGUGCACUGGAACAGCUUAGAAAUAGAGGUUUCAAACCUGAUUUUAUUCCAUACAGGAUAGUUUCUGAAGGUUAUAUUCAAGCAGGUAGAGUAGAGGAAGCAGGGGGAAUACUGAAGAAGAAGAGGAAGUAUGGUGUUGCACCAAGAGAAAACGACUAUAGAGAAUUUAUCCUUUCAUCAAUAUCUGAUAAAAGGAUUCAGGAGGCUAAGGAAUUAGGUGAAGCAAUUGUUGGUGGACAGUUUCCAAUUGACAAUGAUGUGCUCAAUGUGUUGAUAGGUUCAGUGUCAUCUGCUGAUCCUGAGUCUGCAAUCUUGUUUUGCAACUACAUGAUUGGGAAGGACCAAUUUCCUAGUCUUUCAAUCUUGAGCAAAUUGAGUCAGAAUCUCUGUAGGAACCAGAAAAGUGAUGAGAUGUGGAAUGUUUUUAAGGCCCUUAUGGAUAAAGGUUUUUUUUCUGGAAUAGAGCAAUAUAAUUUGAUGGUUUCUUUCUUAUGCAAGGCAGGAAGAGUGAGAGAAGCCUACAAUGUGCUUAGGGAGAUGAAGAAGAAUGGUGUUUGUCCUGAUAUUUACUCUUACAACUCUCUCAUGGAAGCUUGUUGCAGAGGGGACCUCUUGCGACCAGCUAAAAAGCUCUGGGAUGAAAUGUUUGCAAAUGACUGUAGUGCUAAUUUGCAUACAUACAACAUUCUUAUAAACAAGUUUUCUGAAGAAGGAAAAACUGAGGAGGCUAGGCAUCUUUAUUGUCAUAUGCUGGAUAAAGGAAUUGUACCAGACAGUGCUACAUACAUAUCCCUUAUCACCGUUUUAUGCCGAGAAGAUAGAAUAGAAGAUGCAAUCGAGAUAUGCAAAAAGUCCAUGCAUCAGGAUAAGACAAUUGGCAAUUCUGUGUUGAGAAAUUUAGUGCUUUCCCUCUGCAAAGAUGGUAAAUAUACGGCGGCAUCUGGUCUAAUACAAAGCCUGCCUUCAGAAGCCGAAUGCACAGAUUCUCAUGUCAUUCUUCUGAAAGGGUUAACAGAGGCUGGUCUGGUUGAGAUGUCUGUUGAGCACAUAGGAUGGGUACAAGCUAAUGUUCAUUCAAAAUUUCAAGCAAUACUGACAGACCUUAUGGCAUCUCUUUCAACUGCACCAAGUUUGGAGCCUGUCAAACAAUUGCUUCAAGCAAUGCAUGCACACGGAUUUGUUUCCACAAACGAUCCAUGGAUCAAUGUAUUGGAAAGUCAUUCAACAGGAGACUAAGGAGUUUCCCACUGUAUUGACUAUGCAAAAUUGGAAGCCAAGUGCAUGUUCUAUAGGUCGGAAAAGGAACUUUCUCCCUGAUAAACUCCUGGUGUUCCAAAUCCAGAAUCCCAUGUUACUUUCAGGGCGUUUUUUCAAUGUGAGGAAACUAACAAUCCACUCCAUUGAUCAAGCUCCACAUAGUUUGGACUGCCAUUGAGACAAGCUGGCUUCUGUCAAUAUGGUACAUGUCUAAUUUAUCUCAAGAAAAAAGUAUGACAAAUUUUCUUUUUGUCAGUUUGCCAUUGUUUUUGUAAUCAUAAAAGUAUAUCCGUUAAACAUUUACGCAAGAGUUGAAAUAUAUAUCUAAUUAAAAUUCGUUAAAUAUUUAUUCACAAGUUGAUAUUAUGGUUCUUGCAGUCCAUUCCUUGAUUAUUUAGUUCUGGUAGCCAAACAAAAUCGAUUAUACGGUUUCAACUUUUAGUCUGAUUCUCUUAUUCUUGGCUUGUCUCAUCACCCAUCCACAAAUUAUUUCUUUUUUUAAAAAGAAUCUGUUGAUUACUGAGAUCAACAAUCAAACACUGCCACUUUCAGUUGCAAGCAGGAUCUGAGAAUGCUGACGGUCAAAAUAGACCUCCAUGUGUAUUUUCUUGAUUUAGCUUAACGGCCGAUGAAAUGUACAAGGAUUUGCACAAUCCUUGCACAAUUGAUUUAGCUUAACGGCCGAUGAAAAAUUUUUGUAAGGUUGGA
This is a messenger RNA of Zingiber officinale, 2757 nucleotides long. Its product is annotated as pentatricopeptide repeat-containing protein At5g14080-like. The transcript has 3 exons. Bases 43 to 2028 code for a protein of 661 amino acids. The record is from RefSeq and is a predicted model, not a curated record. Gene Ontology annotation, molecular function: protein binding. Lineage: Eukaryota; Viridiplantae; Streptophyta; Magnoliopsida; Zingiberales; Zingiberaceae.